This is a messenger RNA of Dendronephthya gigantea, 1640 nucleotides long. Its product is annotated as ras-related protein Ral-A-like. The transcript is spliced from 2 exons. Gene Ontology annotation, cellular component: plasma membrane. Gene Ontology annotation, biological process: Ras protein signal transduction. Gene Ontology annotation, molecular function: GTP binding; GTPase activity; GDP binding. The coding region runs from base 107 to 703 and encodes 198 amino acids. The record is from RefSeq and is a predicted model, not a curated record. Lineage: Eukaryota; Metazoa; Cnidaria; Anthozoa; Malacalcyonacea; Nephtheidae.
ACCCAAACAUAUCCUUCACUUCGGUACAUCAAAACUCUGUACAAAGCCGUAUAUUGUUCUACUAUUUUCUUAAUUUCUACACUUUACAAAACAAUAAAAAGUAAAUAUGUCAAAGACCAAAGAAAAACAGACUGGACUGCAUAAAGUUAUCAUGGUUGGAAGCGGCGGCGUUGGAAAAUCCGCGCUUACUUUACAGUUCAUGUAUGAUGAAUUUGUGGAGGACUAUGAGCCGACGAAAGCGGAUAGCUAUCGGAAGAAAGUCAUGUUGGACGGGGAAGAAUGUCAAAUUGACAUAUUGGAUACAGCGGGGCAAGAGGAUUACGCUGCUAUUCGCGACAACUAUUUUCGCAGCGGCGAAGGCUUCUUGUGUGUAUUUUCAAUAACAGAAACUGAAUCGUUUCAAGCCACUGGCGAUUUCCGAGAACAAAUACUACGUGUAAAGGGCGAUGAAAACAUCCCAUUCUUGCUGGUUGGCAAUAAGGCAGAUUUGGCUGACAAACGUCAAGUAACACAAGAAGUAGCCAAUGGCAAGGCUGAGGAGUGGAAGGUCCCAUACGUUGAAACAUCCGCAAAAACCAAGGAAAAUGUUGAUAAGGUAUUUUACGAUUUGAUGCGAGAGAUCCGCUCACGUAAAAUGGAAGAUGGCAGCAAGUCGACUAGCAAACCGAAAAAGGGUAAAAAAAGGAAAUGUACUAUACUGUGAGAAAUUGGUUGGCAAAUGUGGAACUGGUAUCAGAUACUCUUUGAGUAUUAACAUCUGCCAAUACUUACAGCUUAGUAACAUAGACAUUGGAACUAAAAUAACUCAUUGAAUUCACUUCGGACACUGAGAAAAUGAUUUGACAGAGACAAAUAUACAUAAUAUGUAGAGAUGUAAGACAUUUCUAACUGAGAUUAUUAAAAUCAUGCACAACACAUCUGCUUGCAAGGAGCAUCUGUACUAAAACAUUUAUAUGUAUAUUGGUGUUUUGCAUACAGGUGUGUUGAAUAUCGCAAAAAAAUGUUGUAUUUCCUUGGUUGUUACUUAAGAUCAUAUUUAUUUUUUUUCAAAUGCACCUUGUCAAAGUAGCUUUUGUAGGAAAUUCCCAUUGGUGAAAGGCUGGCGUUAGGAUUAGAGAGCAACUACAUGUUCAGAUAUUUUUUCACUAGGAGGGCAACUUGUGUAACAUGUUUUUAUUCUCACAUCUUAUUUGCAUACCGAUUUGCAUUUGGCAAGCCACCUAAACUUAAUUUUGUAGGAGAGCUGUAACUACUCUCAUUUUCCUAGACAAGUUAUCUGAACAACACACUUAAUGUUGAUUGUUUGCACAGAAUACCUUAUAAGUCCUCUACACAUCCAACAUAGUAUUUUAGCAAAUGUUUUUUCAGCACUUGUUAAAAGUAUCCUAAACCCUGACCUAAAAUGCAAAGCUCAUCCUAAUUAUUCUUUGACCAUAGUUCUGAACUGAACUCUAACCUUAGUCCUCACCCUUAGCCAAAAACAGGAAUUGCCUAUAAUAUGCAAGCCAUACGACCCUUUGAUGAUUUUAUUAAUAUUUGAGACCAGAUUGAAUUUCCUCAUCUAUUUUAUUAUAUGCAUGUUCCAAAAAAAUCAUUUAGGUAUGUGUGUGUUUUUUACAAAUUCUUUAUACUACAGGGUG